Messenger RNA from Branchiostoma floridae (Florida lancelet), 1538 nucleotides. Its product is annotated as glyceraldehyde-3-phosphate dehydrogenase 2-like. The transcript is spliced from 11 exons. NCBI's taxonomy places the organism in Eukaryota, Metazoa, Chordata, Leptocardii, Amphioxiformes, Branchiostomatidae. The record is from RefSeq and is a predicted model, not a curated record. Gene Ontology annotation, biological process: glucose metabolic process. Gene Ontology annotation, molecular function: oxidoreductase activity, acting on the aldehyde or oxo group of donors, NAD or NADP as acceptor; NAD binding; NADP binding. Bases 164 to 1168 code for a protein of 334 amino acids.
AAUUUGACAAUUCUAUGAUAUGUCUUUUCAUAUUUCAUAAAAUUACCUGGUAAUGUCACGUGGUCUCUUUUGAUCACGCAUGCGCCCUUCCCUCGCUGACAAGGUGGAAAGGUCCUGCUCUCUCUCUCCUUGGUUAGUACUUCCCUAAGACAUCUCAUCAGCCAUGCCUAAGGUUGGAAUCAACGGGUUUGGUCGUAUUGGCCGUCUGGUGCUGCGGUCUGCCGUUGAGAAGGGCCAGGAGGUGGUCGCCAUUAACGACCCUUUCAUCCAGCUGGACUACAUGGUGUACAUGUUCAAGUAUGACUCCACCCAUGGCAAGUUCAAGGGCGAGGUGUCUGCUGAUGCUGACUCCUCUUCGCUGGUUGUCAACGGGAAGAAAAUCAAGGUCUUCAAUGAGAUGAACCCAGCUAACAUCAAAUGGGCGGAAGCAGGUGCUGAGUACAUCGUUGAGUCUACUGGUGUCUUUACCACCAUUGCCAAGGCAAAGGCUCACCUUGAUGCGGGAGCGAAGAAGGUCAUCAUCUCAGCUCCCUCUGCUGAUGCGCCGAUGUUCGUCAUGGGUGUCAACCAGGAAAAGUACGAGAAGAGCAUGGACAUUGUCAGCAAUGCUUCCUGCACCACCAACUGCUUGGCCCCACUGGCCAAGGUCAUCAACGAUGAAUUUGGCAUCGAGGAGGGUCUCAUGACCACGGUACACGCCUACACCGCCACGCAGAAGACCGUGGACGGCCCAAGCGCGAAGGCCUGGCGUGACGGGCGCGGUGCCCACCAGAAUAUCAUCCCAGCAAGCACUGGGGCAGCCAAGGCUGUGGGCAAGGUCAUUCCUGAGCUGAACGGGAAGCUGACAGGCAUGGCGUUCCGUGUGCCGGUCCCUGAUGUGUCCGUGGUCGACCUGACCUGCCGACUGAAGAAAGGAGCUUCCUAUGAUGAGAUCAAGGCUGUGGUGAAGAAGGCAUCUGAGGGCCCACUGAAGGGAUAUCUGGGAUACACGGAUGAGGAUGUUGUCUCAGCUGACUUCAUUGGGGAUGGGCGCUCCAGUAUCUUUGAUGCCAAGGCUGGCAUCGCUCUGACAAAUAAUUUUGUCAAGCUGGUCACAUGGUAUGACAAUGAAUACGGCUACAGCUUCCGUGUUGUCGACCUCAUCCAGUACAUGGCCAGCAAGGAAUAGGUCACAACUGUCUUACGUGCAGCACAUGGACAACAGCCACCUAAUGACAUAAAAGAAUUGUGUAACUAGUGACGUUAAUUUCAUCCGAUGAAGACAUUGCUUGCAGAUAAUUUAGGCCAACAUAGAUAUAUGUUAAGGCCAUAGUAUUAAGAGAAUGCAAAGUUAUUAUCUGUUCUUGUAGACUUGUGUGAAGAAACUGUGACUUGUAUAGCUAAAAGCAACAGAAUAUCUGGGUAUGGGAUUUUGUAGGAAGAACUUUAAAUGAACGUUCAGUCUGAGACUGUUUAAGGUGAAGUGCUUUGGUGAAGUUUGCAGUGCUGCAAUGACAUUUCUGUGGCUGAUUCAUUAAAGAUACCAUUUGUGUCUGUCA